AUGAAGAUAACAGGGGGUUUUGUGAGGGCAGCUCUAGCCUUUUGCUACUGCUUAGGUGUUGCCUUUGGAGUUGAGAUUGAUUGCAGCCAGUAUCCCAGUAGCAUCAACAAGGAUGGGGAGACCUUGGUAGCUUGCCCAAGGAUCUUUAAGCCAGUCUGUGGCACUGAUGGCAUCACGUACAGCAAUGACUGUGGGAUCUGCUUCAACAACAAGAAACGCGAGGCCAAUGUGGAGAAGGCACAUGAUGGAGAGUGCAAGCUGGAACCUAUUGUGGUUGAUUGCAGUAGGUACCAAAAAACUGUAGCAGAUGGUCAGGUCAUGGUAGCAUGUCCAAGGAUUCUGAAACCAGUCUGUGGCUCAGAUAUCUUGACUUAUGACAACGAAUGUGAGAUGUGUGCCUAUAAUGUAGAACACGAAGCCAACAUUAGCAAGAUACAUGAUGGAGAAUGCACACAUGAGGAUGUCACUAUUAACUGUGAUAAGUACCCAAGAGUAACCACUGAAGAGGGCAAAGUGCUAGUAUCCUGUCCAAGGAACCUGGAUCCAGUUUGUGGCACAGAUGACGUUACAUAUGAUAAUGAAUGUGGGAUCUGUGCCCACAAUGGACAUCACAGGGCUCAUAUUGGCAGAAAGCAUAAGGGAAAAUGCAAGCAGGAGACUUCUGAGAUUGAUUGCAGUCAAUACCCAUCAAGGAUUAUUAAGGAUGGUAAAGCCCACAUACGCUGUCCAAGGAUCCUGCUCCCGGUCUGUGGCACGGAUGGAUAUACUUAUGACAAUGACUGUGGCAUCUGUGCCCAUAACCUAGAACAUGGGACUCACGUAAAGAAAAGCCAUAAGGGAAGAUGCAAGAAGGAAAGCACUCCUGUUGACUGCAGCACAUACCUGAGUGGUGCCAAGACCGGUGAAGCCAGCACAGCCUGCCCCUUCAUCCUGCACGAGGUCUGUGGUACAGACGGUAUCACCUACACCAACGACUGUGAGCUGUGUGCCCAUAACAUUGAGUUUGGAACCAACGUUUCCAAGAGGCAUGAUGGAAGGUGCAGGGAGGAAACUCACGAAAUCAACUGCAGCCAGUACCCAACUUCCACUCUGGAGGAUGGCAGAGAGCUGAUGGCCUGCACCAUGAUCUAUGACCCUGUCUGUGGUACAAAUGGUGUCACUUAUGCCAGUGAAUGUACACUGUGUGCCCACAAUGUGGAGCAUCGGGCCAGUGUUGGCAAAAGAAAGAACGGACGUUGUGAAGAGGAUAUUACAAAAGAGCACUGCAAGGACAUGAAAGAAAUCUCUCCAAUCUGUACCAUGGAAUAUUUUCCCCACUGCGGCUCUGAUGGCAGAACAUACGGCAACAAAUGUGUCUUCUGCAGUGCCUACCUGGAAAGCAACAGGACACUCAGCCUGGUGCGUAUGGCUGAAUGCUAAGUCUCUGCUAGAGUCCAGCCCAGGAAGAUAAACUCCCUUGCACCUGACUUUCCAUGGGCUGAUCUUCCCCAGCAACUUUCCUUCAG
Molecule: messenger RNA, 1505 nt
Organism: Colius striatus (speckled mousebird)
Lineage: Eukaryota; Metazoa; Chordata; Aves; Coliiformes; Coliidae
Product: ovoinhibitor
Exons: 16
Coding region: 1-1419 (472 amino acids)
Molecular function (GO): protein binding; serine-type endopeptidase inhibitor activity
Source: RefSeq, a predicted model, not a curated record